CUUUCAAUGGGUUCCUCUCCGCUCCAGGCUUCCAAAAACCUACAACAACUAAUGCCUUAUAAAGCAGUAACUGAGAGGAUGCUCCGACUGUCAACCAGAAUUUGUCUCUUGUAUCUUGGUAAAUUGAGUCUCGGUGAUUCCAACAUUUUGAAUUUAUCCACUUAGAAAACUUUUAUAAUUUGAUAAUUUGCGUGAGUAAGCUGUUGUGAAAUUUCCAAAGAAUUCCAAGCCAUGGGACAGUUUGAAAUACAAGCACCGUAUAUUACUUUAAUUAUAAAGAUAAUUCUAUAUCCGGCUUAUAAAAGUGACAUCAACGUCACACUACUGAAGCUUUAAUGCAAGAAACUGACAAGACAAUUACUACUUCAGCGCCAUCUAUUGUAGAAAACUUGCGUAUUUAAAAGCAAUAUGGACGCCAUUCAAAACGCAGAUUGAACUUUCCUCGUAUGUAAGGUGGCUUUUUAAAGGUUGUGCACAUUGCAUCAUCUAUCGAAAGCUGAAAGCGCCACCUGCUGAAUGCGCCGAAACAACAAACAAAACGCGCCAUUGUUAAUUAAUUAAAUAUUAAAAAUAAAAUUUAAUUGUUUUUACAGAAUGACACAUUUAUUAUUAUUUAAUUUUACUAAUAAAUUAAUAGAAAAAAAAUACGAUGCAUUUUAUUACGAUGCAUAAAAUUAAUUUUAAAACGAUUCAAAUUUCCAUAUUAUGGAAAUUUGAACUUUUAAAUGUGGAAAUAUGGAAAAUAAUUAUUUUAAAUAAUAUUAAAUACAGUUUAAAUGAGGGGAAACUUCACACUGUUUUAUAUCAGCUGCUACCUGAUGACAGGUGUUAAAAAACUCCAUGUGACAGAUGGUGGAAUGCAGGAACACAUGCUAAGUACUGUACUGUACUUCCAUCAGCCAUACAAUAUUCAUUAAGAGCUGGCAGAUUAUGCAAUUCGAUGAUAUCACAGCAUAUAUGAUAUACUACAAGUUAAUAUUCUUAGUGUAAAUCCUUCAUGUCAGUCGACACAAAGCCUAUCGGAGGAAUAUUUACUGUAAUUUCUCAUUGAAUGUUGUCAUCAAGCGAACCUAACACACUGUUGGUAUCUGGCAAUAUAUCUGAUGUUAAGAAGUCAUUGCUUGCCAGCUUGGGAUCCGUAAUAUUGUAUGGAACAUGUUCUAUGCUCAUGGUCUUCAUCAACAAGAUCAUUUUCACAAGUUACAUGUUUAAAUUUCCUUUUUUUAUUAUGGCUUGUCAAAUGAUUACUACUGUCAUCUUGUUAGAACUUUGUUCUUUCUUGAAAUGCAUCAAAUUGAAUCCUUACAAUAUUAAGAAAGGAUUUAGUUUUGUCUUGCCAUCUAUUUUCUAUGCCCUUCAUUCUGUGCUAUCCUUGAAUGCACUAGGAGGCAUGAAUAUACCAAUGUAUGGAGCAAUUAAGAGAUGUACACCCUUCAUUACCUCUCUAUUUAUAUUACAUAAAAAGUGGCCUUCAUAUAAAAUAUUCUUAUCCAUUGGACUGAUUACUCUAGGAUGCAUCACUGCUGGAUUAGGAGAUUUGACAUUUGACACAUGGGCAUAUUUUUAUGGUGUGUUAAGUGUUAUUGCACAAGGAGUUUAUCUUAUCCUGGUACAACAUAGUGCCGAGAAGAAUAUGUCUACUUUAGAUAUUCUCCAGUUGAACAGUUAUAAUACAUUACCUAUUUUCAUAUUACUAGGCCUUAUGACUGAAGAAUUUACUAAGGUCUUACUUUUUCAGAAAAUCUCAGAUGUUAGCUUUCUGUUGUGUUUAACUGCAGAAAUAGGCAUUGGAUUUAUUCUCAAUUACUCUUUAUUUCUGUGUACGACUCUGAAUUCUGCAUUGACUACAAGUCUAGUUGGGAUAAUUAAAAGCAUGUUCCAGACUUUGAUUGGCUUUAUGACAUUUGGUGGUGUCAAAUUUCAUUAUUUGAAUGUCAUUGGACUUUCCUUGAAUAUAGUUGGUGGAUUUGUUUAUACGUAUGAGAAAUAUAAAGAAAAACUUAUGAUGAUAAAGCAUGCUGAAGAAAAUGUAACUCCAAAAAUAUGUUGCUGAAUAAAACAAAUUUUUGAAUAUAAAAUGGGUUGUCUGUCUGCAUUAUAAAUUAAUGUAUUGAAUUUUCUCCUAUAUUCCAUAGUAACUUUUAUUUACAUAAAUAAUAUGUUUCAUACAAAACACUCACUAUUAAUUUUCAAUCAAAAUUUAAAAUGGUAUCUAUAAACAAAUCUGUAGAAAAAAUUUUUCUACAUUUAUUCGUUCAAGAUUUAUAAAAUCUUUGUUAUGGACUAGCAUGUAAUUAUAACACAGUU
Centruroides sculpturatus (bark scorpion) is the source of this 2307-nucleotide messenger RNA. RefSeq names its product UDP-galactose/UDP-glucose transporter 7-like. Gene Ontology annotation, molecular function: antiporter activity. Gene Ontology annotation, cellular component: Golgi apparatus. NCBI's taxonomy places the organism in Eukaryota, Metazoa, Arthropoda, Arachnida, Scorpiones, Buthidae. The record is from RefSeq and is a predicted model, not a curated record.